AGCGAUCUCGCGUUGAUGUGCGUUUAGUGAAUAAAUUUACAGGUCGAUAUGGAGCAGAAGCACGUAUAGCUCAACAAAAUUUUCAUAGUUGUGCAAUCUUUGAUGAAAAUUUAGUUGCUAUUCAGCUAAAGAAGACAAGUAUAACAAUCAAGAAACCAAUUUAUGUUGGUCUCUGUAUUCUCGAUUUGUCAAAAACAUUAGUAUAUGAUUUUCAUUAUUCAUAUAUGAAACAACGAGUAGGAAAAAAUGUAAACUUCUUUAUACAGAUACAGAUAGUUUAAUAUACGAAGUUGCGGACAUUGAUAUGUAUCAAAUAAUGAAAGAAGAUAUACACAAGUUUGAUACUUCUGAUUAUGAUGAGAAUAAUCAGUUUGAAAUUCCGCGUGUUAAUAAAAAAGUUCCUGGAUUGAUGAAAGACGAAUGCUGUGGCAAGAUUAUGACAGAGUUCGUAGGUUUAAGAAGCAAAAUGUAUAGUAUUUUGAUUGAUGGAGCUGAGACAGUGAAAAAAGCCAAAGGGAUAAAAUCCAAUGUAGUAAAGAAAUCAAUCACAUUCGAAGAUUAUCGAAAAUGUCUUCAAGAUCUUGUUAUUAUAAAACGUGAGCAGUGCAAUAUUCGUUCAAAAUUAUACAUAGUCCAUACUGAAAAACAAGAAAAAAUUGCUCUAAGUCCUCACUAUGAUAAAAGAUACUUAUUACCUCAUAGUACAGAUACUUUGCCCUGGGGUCAUUACAGAAUUAUGGAAGAACAGAUGGCGCAAGCUGCAAUGCAUGUAGAGGGGGAAGCGGAGGAGAGGGGAUACAAUGCAGCUAAUGGCAAUGAAGCAGAAGAAAAAAGAGAGGGAGAAAGUGGGAGGGGGGAUGAAGGUGAACAAAUCAGGAUUGAAUACGAUGUGCCUGAGGAGUUCAUGCACGAAUGGGAUCCAUCAUUAGAUAAGAUAAGAUUAGAAUCAGAAGAGAGAAGGGAUAUCUUACUAGAGGCAAUGGAAAGGGCAGGAAUUCUGGUGGGAAAUGGGCUAUAUGAACGCACGGACAACAAUGAGGAGCACAUUCGAGAAAUCGAAGCGAACAACGAACCUUCUACAAAGAGACCAAGGCUCACCUAACUUCAUAAUAAAAUGGAUCUAUCUGCACUCAACAAGAUUGCUGAGCGAGAGUUCUUGCCAAAGAAAAGAGCAACAGACAUG
Molecule: messenger RNA, 1183 nt
Organism: Nasonia vitripennis (jewel wasp)
Lineage: Eukaryota; Metazoa; Arthropoda; Insecta; Hymenoptera; Pteromalidae
Exons: 2
Coding region: 305-1102 (265 amino acids)
Source: RefSeq, a predicted model, not a curated record